Molecule: messenger RNA, 1213 nt
Organism: Tripterygium wilfordii
Lineage: Eukaryota; Viridiplantae; Streptophyta; Magnoliopsida; Celastrales; Celastraceae
Product: copper chaperone for superoxide dismutase, chloroplastic/cytosolic
Exons: 6
Coding region: 23-1006 (327 amino acids)
Biological process (GO): removal of superoxide radicals
Molecular function (GO): superoxide dismutase activity; copper ion binding
Source: RefSeq, a predicted model, not a curated record
UUACCUACCAAAAUUGAUUAAAAUGGCACCGCCAUUACUAAGGUCGGUGGCCACAACCGCUGCCAUAGCAGCCUCUGCACUUCCUGCUGCCUUUGCUUUCUCCGCUCGUUCUUCCUCCUCUUCUGCUCAAUCACAUCAAAUACCCAAACCCAAAAACCUCUCUUUCUUUUCUUCAACUUCUCACCUUUCACCGACUCGCUUGGGACUUACCAAGAACUUGGCUCAGCCGCCUUCUGCUCUCCAAAUGGAUGCGCCCUCAUCUGAUCACAAACCCACCUCUCAGAUGGAUGCCCAAUUGCCUGAGCUACUGACUGAGUAUAUGGUGGAUAUGACAUGCGAGGGUUGUGUCAAAGCCGUCAAGAAUAAGUUGCAAACCAUUGAUGGAGUGAAAAAUGUGGAGGUAGACUUGGGGAAUCAAGUGGUUAGAAUUCGUGGUUCUUCAUCUGUGAAGGCCAUGACUGAAGCUUUGGAGCAGACAGGUCGAAGAGCCCGAUUAAUAGGUCAAGGAGUGCCUGAAGACUUUCUCAUUUCUGCUGCCGUUUCUGAAUUCAAAGGACCAGUUAUAUUUGGUGUGGUGCGCUUUGCUCAAAUGAAUAUGGAAGCGGCCAGAGUUGAAGCUAGCUUUAGUGGGUUGUCCCCAGGAAAACAUGGUUGGUCUAUUAAUGAAUAUGGUGACCUUACAAGAGGUGCUGCAAGCACUGGGAAAAUUUAUAAUCCAUCCCACGAUGGAACUGCUAAUGAGCAAGUUGGUGACCUGGGAACACUAGACAUUAAUGAAAAAGGUGAAGCGUUCUAUUCAGACAUCAAACAUAAGCUGAGAGUUGCAGAUCUUAUUGGGCGGGCUCUAGUGGUGUAUGAAACAGAAGAUAAAUCAAUCCCAGGUGUUACAGCUGCAGUGAUUGCAAGAAGUGCUGGGGUUGGCGAGAACUACAAAAAGAUUUGCACAUGUGAUGGCACCACCAUAUGGGAGGCUAAUGAUAAUGAAUUUGCCCUCAGUAAGGUCUGAGAAUUUGAUCAAGGCUAAAUUUGUAGGCAUCUUGUAUGUCUUUUCAAAUUAUGCACCAUUUGUUUUAUGACCAUAUACUUCGUACCCGUAUCGAGUGUAUGGAAUAAGAGAACACUUAAAAGUUAAAACAUCUCAAGAUUUUGUUGAUUAUGUGACUGCAACUGGAACUGAGGAUUUAGUAUAAUAAAGGCAGCAUUUGGUUGAAAA